Molecule: messenger RNA, 1540 nt
Organism: Lepisosteus oculatus (spotted gar)
Lineage: Eukaryota; Metazoa; Chordata; Actinopteri; Semionotiformes; Lepisosteidae
Source: RefSeq, a predicted model, not a curated record
GAUGCCGGCCCAGCUGCAGCACCCUGGCUACCCGGCGGGCCGCCUGCAGGCGGCGGAGGAGGCCGUGCCCUGUCGAGAGGCGCAGGCGGCCGCGCUGCUGGCGCUGUUCGGGGAGCCCGAGCACUACAGCUACCCCUCCCUCUUCCUCUACGGGCACCGGGCGACCGGGAAGAGCCACGUCACGCUCACCCUGCUCCGAGAGCUGCAGCUCCCUCAUGCAGCGGUGAGCUGUGUGGAGUGUUUCUCGGCAGGGCUGCUGUUCGAGCAGGUGCUGGGGUCUCUCUUUGGCCACGAAGCCGUCUCCCAGUCCCUCGCACGCUACUCCUCCUUCUCCGACUUUGUCCGCGUCUUCCAGCAGCUGUCCGCUCGGAGCUCCCUGCCUCGGCACACCCGCUACAUUGUUCUGGACCGGGCCGAGCUGCUCAGGGACAUGGAUGCCAAUCUGUUGCCAGGAUUCCUGCGUCUGCAGGAGCUGGUCGAGGACAACGUGACGGUGAUCCUGCUGAGCGAGAUCGUCUGGGAGAAGUUCAGGCCCGGCACCGGCUGCUUCGAGCCUCUCGUGCUGCACUUCCCGGACUACAGCAAAGCCGAGCUCCAGCUGAUCCUGUCCCAGGACCCUUCCCCGGCCUACUCCCCAGAGCUGUACGGCACCUACAUCAACAUCCUGCUGGGUGUCUUCUUCACCGUGUGCAGGGACCUGCGCGAGCUCCGGCACCUGGCUGCCCUUAAUUUUCCGAAGUUCUGUGAGCCUCUGGAGAAGGGGGAAGGCCUCUCUGCCCAUGCCCACGUGGAGCUGCCCUGCCACUCCAAGUUCCUGCUGAUCGCGGCGUACCUGGCCUCCUACAACCCCGCCCGCACCGACCGCCGCUUCUUCCUCAAGCACCAUGGGAGAAUAAAGAAGACCAACUUCCUGAAGAAGCACGAGAAGGGGGUGGGACGUCUUCGCCCUCCUCCCCCUGACCCGCUGUCCGACCCCCCUCUCCCGCGCGCUGAUCUUGGUGAUGAAGGAGGUUGUGAGCGCUGUGGAGGCGCCGAUACGAGGGGUCUCAGCCAGACGUCCCGCGGGCAGAUUAAAGCCCUGGCACAGCGGUGCCCUCCUGCUCGUCUGCGCCGGCACGGCGCCCUGGUGCGCUGCUGGCGCGAGAGGCCGGGGCGGCUGUCCCGCCGCGCUCCUGGCCCUGGUGCAGACGACAGCUGCGAUAGAAGGACCGAAGGGUCUGGAUCGGUCAGCACGGCCGCCGUCGGUAACGGGUCGGCUUCGCGCAGACACCUUCACGGGCGCGUGCUCGCUCAAGGCACCUGGCAGGAGGACCGACAGAUCGGCAGCGUUUUAAACGCCAGCGUGGGUUCUGGAGACGACCUGCUCCAGGUGGGUCUGGCGCGCUUCGCGCCCGAACAGGGGGGCUUCACCUGCCUGACGGGGGCGCGAGCAGCCCCUGGCUCCCCCGCGGCGCUCCCCCUCGUCGGCAGCCCGCAAGCCCAAAUUAGGAGCCCGACUGUCGGGUUCGACAUCGUGAAGUACCUGUAUGACUUCCUGUGA